Molecule: messenger RNA, 1453 nt
Organism: Camellia sinensis
Lineage: Eukaryota; Viridiplantae; Streptophyta; Magnoliopsida; Ericales; Theaceae
Product: putative ribose-5-phosphate isomerase 2
Biological process (GO): pentose-phosphate shunt, non-oxidative branch
Molecular function (GO): ribose-5-phosphate isomerase activity
Source: RefSeq, a predicted model, not a curated record
UCUCUCUCUCUCUCUCUUCGCAUUUUCUGAAGCUUCCACGAUUUCUGAUCAUUUUCCCAAACUCCACCAAUUUUCUUUUCUUUAUAAAUUCUUCUGAUGCUUUCCUCUAACUCUAUAAAUGCAUCUAUUGAAAACCCUAGUUCCCACCCAAACCCCUCUCUCUCUCUCUCUCUCUCAACCUUUAUCUCUCCAUCCUCGCCACCACACAAACCAAUACGCAAACGACCCACCGCAUCUUCUCUCUCUCCAAAAUCAACGGCUCAGAUUUCUGGGUUCCACUCAAAUUUUCCUUUUUAGAAUGUUUCUUCUGUGUCAAUUCUAAGCCCAUUUUGAUUCUUGUUUUUUUCCUCUUCGAUUUUGUUGAUUGAUUCUCAGUCUUUUUAUGGCUAUUCCUUACCCUCAUUUCAUUGUAACCGACAAUCCAACAGUUGAUACGCCGAUCACGGUUCCCUCUCCUUCUCUCCCUCCCUUGAUUCUCACCCAAGACGAGCUUAAAAAAGUCGCCGCCUACAAGGCCGUCGAGUUCGUCAAAUCAGGCAUGGUUUUAGGCUUGGGAACUGGGUCUACGGCCAAACACGCCGUCGAUAAAAUCGGCCAACUAUUGCGCCAAGGCGAUCUCAAGGACAUUGUUGGAAUACCCACUUCCAAGAUGACCCACGAGCAAGCUCUGUCUUUGGGAAUUCCUCUAUCUGACCUCGAUUCACACCCUGUUCUCGAUCUGGCAAUCGAUGGUGCUGAUGAGGUCGAUCCCUAUAUGAAUUUGGUGAAAGGACGAGGUGGGUCGUUGCUGAGAGAGAAGAUGAUUGAGGGUUGUUGCAAGAAAUUCGUUGUUGUUGUUGAUGAAUCGAAGUUGGUUAAGCAUUUAGGGGGUAGUGGGUUAGCUAUGCCGGUUGAGAUUGUGCCUUUUUGUUGGAAAUUCACAGCCCAAAGGCUUCAAUUGUUGUUUAACGAAGUGGGUUGUGUUGCAAAGCUUAGGACUUGUAGCGAAAAUGGUCAACCAUUUGUGACUGAUAAUGGGAACUAUAUAAUUGAUUUGUAUUUUGAGAAAGAUCUCGGGGAUUUGAAUGCUGCCAGUGAUGCAAUUCUCAGAAACCCUGGUGUUGUUGAGCAUGGGAUGUUUCUGGGUAUGGCUACCACUGUUAUUAUUGCCGGUGGACGCGGCGUUACGGUGAAGAACAAGUAAUGUGAAGCCAGAGUAUUAGAGGUAGUUUUACUGAUCAAGUUUGAAUUGGGUACCUAACAUAUUAUUAUUAAAUGUAGGUUAUUUAAAAUUUGCUUUUUCUAUUGUGGAAAAGCAGAAGCAUUGUUAGUUAUCAAUGUAACAUGGGGGAAGAUUUUAAAUGUUUUAGUACGAAUUGAUGCUACUAUUGGGGAAUUUCACCCCAAGUUUUGUUGUUGGCUCGUUCCCAAAUUUAAUGAGAAUGAAUAGAAAUUUUGGAACUUUGUUCACAAA